Molecule: messenger RNA, 2516 nt
Organism: Suillus discolor
Lineage: Eukaryota; Fungi; Basidiomycota; Agaricomycetes; Boletales; Suillaceae
Exons: 19
Coding region: 174-2435 (753 amino acids)
Source: RefSeq, a predicted model, not a curated record
UUAAUCGAUAAUCGCUUGAACACUUAGCACUCAACACCUCUGUGGCCCGACGACUUACUUGCUGUUCAAACCACCUUCCGAGUUGGCAACCCGUGCGAGUUGUCAGACCUAGGAUUUUUAGGAGAAAUUACGCUGCUCCCUAACUAAGCUGCCUGCGAGUUGAUUUUGCUGACAUGGAUGCGGAGGAGCAAAUAAAUCAAGGGUUGCUCGCUCCUUCACAGGAGUUUUUAGCGUCUGUGAAAGUGUUCCCGCUUAUUCCUUACCUGAAGAAAGAUGUGAUCAACACUAUCGAUAGUCCGCUUAGUUGGGAGCAACUCACAGCCUCGGACAUCAAUUUUGCCAUAGUGCGUCCCUUGGUCACGAAGUACGCGAAGCUCAGGAACAUGGCUAUAGUAUACGCGUGCAUGGUUGUUCGUUCAUAUUUCUUAGCACAGUCAGGCUCAGACUUGGCUCAUGCCGGGGUGAUGUAUUCGCGCGCCACCCUUUGUGAGAUCAUGGCAUUGAAGCUUUUGAGUCACUUCGCAUCGAGCAAGAUUCAGUUGGUCGCUGUUUUGACGACCCUCUGGUGUCCAUUAGCAGGAGCGCCAGAUGAUGUGAUCGAGGAGGUGAAAGACGCUAUUGGAGGGGAAGAUGAGUAUGUCGAUGACCCUCAGUGUGCCAUUGAGAUGGCAAUCGCCACGAAGGCAAAGACAUUCCUGGCUUCCGCGAUUGUUCAGAGCGUUGUAACUGACAUAUACAAUGGGCGCAUCAUAGUAUCCAUCGCUGGCAACAGAUCGAUGGUGCCAGACAAUUACAAGCAGAGGGCGAUCAUGAUGUACAACCCGCGUACGGCACCGAUGCUCGAUCACUACAGAUUGAGGGUUCCACGAUAUUCUGCGAUUUUGCAUUUUGUCAACAUAGCUAUGCUCAUGGUGGUUUUCCUUGCGUGUAUAUGGACGCAAGACGUUUCUCAUGUGACUCCGUGGGAGUCUGUAUUCUUGGUUUUUGCGAUUGCCUUUACAUUGCAAGAGUACACGGCUUCUAAGGAGUACGGGUGGGCUAUUUACAUUGCCAACAUAUGGAACGUUUUUGACACAUCAUUUGUCAUAAUAUUUCUCGGCUAUCUGGUUUUGCGAGUGAAGGGGCUGUGGGAUAAUGACGCAAAGAUGUCUCAGCUUGCUUUUGACCUGCUAGCUUGCGGGUGUUGCGUUCUUGCUCCUCGGCUAGCUUUUUAUGCAAUAAACAAUAAUGUUGUCGUUUUGGCGUUGCGCGCAAUGAUAGCUGAAUUUAUUUUUUUCAUAGGCAUAGCGGCAGUUUGUUUCUCUGGUAUUUUGCUGACCUUGUACACCUUAGCCUCAGGUACAUGGACAAUACGCAAUAUUGCUUGGUUGAUGGUUCAGAUCUGGUUCGGCUACACGUACCUCAGUUUUGCCCAAGCAAAAAGCUUUCAUCCGGUGUUCGGUCCCAUUUUAAUGACAUUCUUCGCAGCGUUGUCGGGCACCCUUCUCUUGACUAUUCUUAUUUCCAUUUUGUCAAAUACCGCUGCCCGAAUUGAUGCAAACGCUACCCAAGAGUUUCUGUUUCAAUGCACUAUAUCGACUAUCCAGGGCGUAAAAUCGGAUGCUUUAUUCAGCUACCAGCCUCCUUUCAACAUUCUCGCCUUCGUCAUACUCAAACCUGCAAGUUACAUCCUUUCGCCCCGCUCUUUGCACUCUGCGAACGUGUUCCUGAUCAGGCUUACAUCAUUCCCUGUUUUGAUCGCUAUCGCCAUGUACGAACGUCUCUUGGCUUCUGAACAGCGGCUACGUGAGCCCGGAAAGGGUGCUGCUCGCAGUCUGUAUCACAGCAUCCCAAGGCACAUCAAGAACAUGCCAUUUGUCGACUAUUUUGUCGGUUCGAAGUCAGCGGAUUUGUACGAGGCGAUUUUCGAGGUCGAGGAUUCCAGGGAUUUUGAGCUUUUUGAUGACUCGGAGGUGGACGAGACCAGCCUGCGGUCACUACUUACAUCUGGACAUGAAGAUUCUGGGUCAUCACCCAUUUCGGAACCGCGGCGUCACAAGAGAUCCGCUUCACUUUCAAAGAAGUCGCAAUCACAACCCCCGAGGACUCGAAAGGUCAGCGCAUUGCCUGCGUUAUCAGAACCAUCAGGCACAAGAAAAAUCUUGCACCUGAAUACGUCUACACCAGUCACAAGUUUGUUCUUACAACGUUUCAACGACCCGUCGUCUACUCCACCGGUAGAAAUGCUACCUGAUAUCACGAACAUGGACAGGUUGGACUCCUCCAUCAAGCGGAUUGAAGCAUUGUUAGAGGAUUGUCGUGAAUUACCAGUCCGCAAACUAAAAGAUGAGAUGAAAGACUUACAAGACCGUCAGGCUCGCAUCGAGAACAUUUUGUUAGCCUUGACUCGCGGGAUGCGACAUGAGACGGAAAUUCUACGGUACAAUACUGUAUGAUUAACCUGAGCACUCUGAUUCAAUUGCGCUACGCUAUUUGAUUGUCACUCCUGCAUUUUGAAAGAACUCUUGAUCUGACCA